AGAGAGGAAGUCAAGCAUUUAGACAGAAGGAGUUUGUUAAAGCAGGGAAAUUUUGCGCCUGGAGAGAAGAGAAAGGGGAACACUUCCCCCUCUACCCUCCCCCUCGUUCAUCCUAGCUUUCCACUCCAGACCUCUGCGUGUGUGUGUGUGUGUGUGUGUGUGUCUAUGGACAACGGAUCGACGAUGCCCACGAACGGAAUUAACAAAGCCUUGAAGCUGCAGUUUGGCCUCAUCAACCACGAGAGCCGUUACCUAACGGCCGAGGCCUUCGGCUUCAAGGUGAACGCCUCGGCCUCCAGCAUGAAGAAGAAGCAGAUCUGGACUCUGGAGCAAGAGGACCAGGACACCCAGGUAGUGUUCCUUCGCAGCCACCUGGGCCGCUACCUGGCCUCCGACAAGGAUGGUAAGGUGAGCUGCGGGGCAGAGCAGCCCGACUCGCCCGGCUGCCGCUUCCUGAUCGUGGCCCAGUCGGACGGCCGCUGGGCGCUGCAGUCGGAGACAUACCUGCGCUUCUUCGGAGGCUCGGCUGACUACCUGUCCUGCUUCGCCCAGGCCAUCGGGGAACCCGAGCUGUGGGCCGUCCACCUGGCCCUCCAUCCGCAAUCUAGCCUGCUCAGCGUGGCGCGCAAACGCUACGCCCACCUGUUUGCCCGGGAAGGAGAGAUCUCGGUGGACAGCAACAUCCCCUGGGGCUCGGACUCCCUGGUCACCCUGGUAUACCUGGAAGGAAAGUACUUCCUGAAGACGUGCGACAGCCGCUUCCUCAGCAACGACGGGAAGCUGGUCAAAGAGAACACCCCCACCACCAGCUUCACCCUGGAGCUCAAGUCAGGCAAGCUGGCCUUCAAGGACUGCGAUGGGAAGUACCUGACACCCAUGGGCCCGACCGGCACGCUGCGCUCAGGCAGGUGCUCCAAGCCUGGCAAGGAUGAGCUGUUUGAUCUAGAGGAGAGCCACCCACAAGUCAUUUUCCAGGCAGCCAACAAAAGAUUUGUCUCCGUCAAACAAGGUGUGAGCAUUUCAGCCAACCAGGAUGUGGAGACAGACAUGGAGACCUUCCAGAUGGAGAUUGAUAAGGAGAGCAAGAAGUGCAUGUUUAGGACCAACGGCGGUAACUACUGGACACUGGUCUCCCACGGAGGGAUCCAGUCCACAGCCACGGAGGUGGAGGCCAACACAAUGUUUGACAUUGAAUGGCUCGGUCGCAGUGUAGCACUGAAGGCAAGCAAUGGGAAGUACGUGUGCACCAAAAAGAAUGGGCAGCUUUCAGCCGUCAGCGAUUCCGUAGGUGAUGAUGAGCUCUUCCUGAUGAAGCUCAUUAAUCGGCCCAUGUUGAUCCUGCGAGGGGAGAACGGUUUUGUGUGUCAUCACAAGAGCUCCAACACGCUGGAUGCCAACCGAUCCGUCUAUGACAUCUUCUUACUGCUUUUCAGCGAUGGCGCCUACCACAUAAAAAGCGUAGGUGGAAAGUUCUGGUAUGUCUCCAGCAGCGGCCUGGUGUGCUCAGACGGAGACAAGCCUGAGGACUUCUUCCUGGAGUUCCUGGAGCACGGGCGGGUGGGCAUCAAGGGCAAGAACGGCAAGUACCUGCGCGGGGACAGCGGCACGCUGAAGGGCGAUGCUGCUACCGUGGACCCCUCCUGUCUCUGGGAGUACUAA
Molecule: messenger RNA, 1659 nt
Organism: Oncorhynchus masou masou (cherry salmon)
Lineage: Eukaryota; Metazoa; Chordata; Actinopteri; Salmoniformes; Salmonidae
Product: fascin-2-like
Exons: 5
Coding region: 166-1659 (497 amino acids)
Biological process (GO): establishment or maintenance of cell polarity; actin filament bundle assembly; cell migration
Cellular component (GO): cytoplasm; actin cytoskeleton
Molecular function (GO): actin filament binding; protein-macromolecule adaptor activity
Source: RefSeq, a predicted model, not a curated record